Molecule: messenger RNA, 3214 nt
Organism: Pomacea canaliculata
Lineage: Eukaryota; Metazoa; Mollusca; Gastropoda; Architaenioglossa; Ampullariidae
Product: protein SMG9-like
Exons: 1
Coding region: 71-1675 (534 amino acids)
Biological process (GO): nuclear-transcribed mRNA catabolic process, nonsense-mediated decay
Source: RefSeq, a predicted model, not a curated record
GGUCGAAAUAAAUCUACAUAACUGUGAUUACCAUUAGCUUGUCUCCUCUCCUCCCCUCAAAUACUCUUCAAUGUGGAAACAACAAGAAAGGUAUCAUGCUUUGAUUCUAUGUGGUUGUCAUUCAAGUGUACACUGUCCAGUCGCUUAUGAUUCUACCAUGUCUGAUACGCAAGAUGGAACCUAUCGAUGGCAAAGAAGAGAAAGGAUGGGACGAGGAGGUAAGGACAAAGAUUCUUCGCCAACACCAGCUUCAAAACCUCCAGCUCCUAUUAUCCUGGGAUUAGCACGUCCUUCAGCAUCGCAGAGCCCUGACCAUCAACCAUUGACGAGUUCGCAGCAACCGCAGGCAACCCACGGGGACACUACACACGGUCCCUCCGAUGGAAGUUACGGUGGUGCAGCCAGCGGUGGGUCAGUGGUUGGCAGCGCUACAAGCAUAAACUCGCCUCAGAUCCACAGAAUUGCAGAUAAACCUAUCGUAGUGCUUAAGUCAAGAGAUGACACUCGUGUCUUGCCAGCGUCCGCUUCCGCUCAAGCGCCUGCGGCGCCACAAGAUAUCCCACAUCCCACCCCUCACCUGCCAAGCUAUCCUGUGCAGCAGCAGAGACACAGCCUUUCAUCCCAGCAAAAUCUGGAGUCAGGUAUCGUAAAUCGCCUUGCCCCGCCACCAGAAAUGAAACAUAGCGUUAAACUGAUUGAUGAAAAUUUUCGAUGGGUGGACGCGGGCAUCGACGAACUCGUGGAACAAAGUGAUUACCUGGUUGUUGGGACUCUUGGUUUACAAGGAACAGGGAAAUCAACAAUUCUGUCCUUGCUAGGAGGCAAUACCCCGCAAGAUGCUUACAGAAACUACAUCUUUCAACCUCAGACGAAGGAGACGAGGGAGGAGGGCUCACAUCAGAGCGUUGGCGUGGAUAUGUUUGCAACACCUGAGCGCAUCAUUCUGCUUGACUCACAGCCAGUCCUCAGCCCCUCCAUCCUCGACUGUAUGAUCCGGCAUGAAAAAAAGUAUCCUGCUGACUACACCUCAACGGAGAAUUGGAUUGAAAUGCAGUCCCUGCAGAUUGCAACUUUCUUAAUGACAGUGUGUCAUGUUAUUAUUGUAACACAAGACUGGUUCACAGAUCUCAACUUUUUAAAAUUUUUGACGACGGCAGAAAUGCUGAAGCCGCAGAUGCACUCAACAAGUCAUGAAAGCAGCCAGGAAGAUUCCACUGAGUUUUAUCCAACCAUUGUGUUUGUUAUGAACAAAGCAGGGUCUGAUGACUUCACUCCAGAGACAUAUGCGAACAUGCAAGUAGUUCUUGACCAGAUGUUUCACUCCUCCAAGCUUAAGUAUAAAGGUGCUGUCUCAAUGAAAAAAGACAAUAUCAUAUCUGUGUUAAAAGCUAAGGAAGGUGGACUAGAGACAGAUGUCAAUCUGUUCUUGCUUCCAGUGAUGGAAUAUUACAAGACAGAGCCAGAAUCUAUUCUGAGCUACCUACCAGAGUAUCGAGGCUGCCCUAGCUUUGCUUACUUGCUGCGGUCAUUUCGCAACCAGGUCUAUUCAAUGCCAAAAACUAUGAUAACACAGUCACAACUGUCUGAAAGAAACUGGUUCCAUUUUGCUGCUCGCAUGUGGGAAGCUGUCAAAAAGUCACAACUUUUGGCCGAGUAUAACCGCCUGCUACCUUAAAGUUUGACUAUUUCACUCACUUUUUUUUUAACUUUAACCUUCUUAAUACUAACCCUGAAUGUUAUUCUGGCCAUUCUAUAAUGCUGGGUUGCUUUAGAUUAAACAAUCAUCAGCACAGUAAUUAUUUAGAUGCUAGUGUUAGUCAUGAAAACAUUGUUAAAUGUUAAAAAUGUUUAGCAUUCUGUCUAGCCUGAAUCAUUUCAUACUCUGAACUCUUUGGUUGAAAACUGUGAGCGUAACGUGAUAUAGUAGUUAAUGUGACAUUAUUUCAAAUCCCUUCUAGAUACAGUGCCUAGACUGAAAGUAAAAGUUCCGAUUUUAUUUUUAGGACUGACAUUUUCCACCCAUGUGGCAGAUGAGAUAAACUUCAUUUAUUUUCUUGUCAUCAUUCUGCUUUUGUAACUUUUGUCUAGCUGGUCAUUGCCUGGAAUGGAUACAACCAGCAGCUGACAGAGUUCACUGCAGUGUCCUUUGUUGUAUGGUAUAAAAUAAGUCCAGCACAUGAAGGUCAAAGGUCAGUCCAAUCAUUGCUGUUUGUCAGCCAGUACUUCUGCUGACAUCUACAUCAAGCUUGGGUGUAGUUUAUCAUGUCAAGCUACAUGGCCAGACCACACUAACUUUCCCUUUUUCAAUGGUUGUCAGAAAGGGUUCCUAUAGGUGAUUUUUUUCACCCCACAACUGCUGGUCUUGUGGUCACAGUGGAAAAUUAGAAGCCGUUUCCUCAACCAGUUUGUCUUAAAGUACCCAAAUCUUUUUCUCUGAAUUGGCAUUGUGAGUGGAAAACCUGGUCAGUAGAACAUAGAUGACAUGUCUCUGAUAGAUGAUUGAUGCCAGAAUAACCCAUAACAUGCACAAAUUUCUGGGCAGACUUUAUGAAAAAAGAGGGGAGGGAGUGUUAUGAGUAAAUAUUUGACCUUAUAAAAGCCAGCAACACCUGACAGAAACAAUGGUGCUAGUGGAAAUCAGUAAAAGGGGUGAUGACCCCUGACAUUAGCAGUUACAAAACAUGGGGGCAGGAUGCCAAAUUCAAAACUUCCUAUUACACUCAUUUUUAUUCUGAGAGAUCAGAACCAACUAAUAUAGUCUGAGCAGCAAUAGUUGAAAAUUAAACAAGAUUUGAAUGUAAUUUGUACCAACAAUAUUUUUUUAAAGAAAGGCUAAAACCAUAGAACAAGCAUGAUUGCUGAUGAUCUAGUCUAUGUAUGACUUAUAUAAAGUGCAAUAAUCAAAUCUUUGGAAAGGCACUAUAUAAAUCCUCAUUAUUAUCUACUAUUAAAAUAACAAUGCUUAACUGAUUAAAAUAUCUAGAAAAAUGGUACCAGUUAUUGGUGAAACCACAACAGAUCAGUAAAAUAGAAAAUGACAGUGUAGUUUUUGAGUAUUAAGGAAUUUAUGUUUAUUGAUAGGUAUGAAAAGCUUUAGUGGCAGGCCUAUUUGAGUUUGCAUCACCAGAAUGUGUAUUUUUCAGUGAAUAAUUUUUUUUUAAUGAAAUGUCUGCUUGCAUUUUUAAAGCCCAGAAAUAAAUCAGUGUUAACUGUU